AUGGAGAAGUGGGAGAGAGAGAGAGGGAGAGAGAAAGAGAGAUGGAGUGAGAGACACAGACUGAGGGAGAGACAGAGAGAAUAAGGGAGGUGGGAGGAGCGAGUGCUGUGAGAGGGAGAGAGAGAAAAGAGAGAGGGGGAUCAGUUUACCACCGUGACCAGCAAACACAACAGAGUGAGUGUGAGUGUGUGAAGACGUCUUUCAAGUGUGUAUGAGUGUGUGUGUGUGUGUGAGUGUGUGUGUGUGUAAACAGUGUCUCAGAACUGGCAGAAUCAGCAGCAUGCAGAACAUCCCGGAAGAAUGGACACAGACGGAGGAGAGAUCGGAUGGAGGACAGAAGGAGGAGACGGGGGAAUGUGAGACGCUGAUGAUGGAGCUGAAUCGUCUCGUCCAGAAGACUGUGAGAGACAGCAGCUGGUGGGACAGGAGAGGACUGGACUGCACCAUCCUGGCUUCGGCUUUCAUCAGCCUGCCCUCAGCGUUCCUGCUGUUGUCCUCAUCUCAGGUGUGUUACUUCCUGUUGGGCUUGAUUCUGAUGGGCGUGGCUCAUGCAGUGAUCACGGUGAAGGGAACUCACCUGGCCAGUCAUGGAGCUCUGAGCGACUCCACCUUCUGGAAACAGUUCUGGGCCAUCUUCUUCAUCGAGGUGUGUGGAGCGUUCACAGCAAAUGCGGGUGUGAAAGCACACAUUAAGAUGCACCACGCUCACACUAACGUGAUCGGACUCGGAGACUCGAGCACGUGGAAGAUUCCGUUCCUGCCCCGAAGUGUUUAUCUGUUCAUCGCUCCACUCGCUGUGCCCAUCAUCACUCCUUUAGUGGCCUUGGGGCAGCUGAAAGGUCAGCCUCUGUGCACAGCAGCACGUACGGUGGUGUGUGUGUGUCUAGGUGUGUGUUCUCACUAUGUUGUGCUGCGGUGUGUAUCGGGGUUGGAAUGUAGCUCAGCGCUGCUGGUGAUGCUGCUGAGCAGAGCCAUGUUCUCCAUCCCAUACAUCCAUGUCAACAUCUUCCAGCACAUUGGGUUGCCGAUGUUUUCUCCAAAUCGUCGGCCAAAGCGGAUCUACCAGAUGAGCCAUGGUGUGUUAAACUUGCCCCGGAACCCACUGUUGGACUGGACCUUCGGCCACUCGCUCAUCAACUGCCACGUGGAGCAUCACCUGUUCCCUUCGCUGUCCGACAACAUGUGCCUCAAGGUGAAGCCAAUCGUUUCGCGGUACCUGAAGGUGAAGGCAUUGCCAUAUCAGGAGGACGGCUAUCUCUCUCGCCUGCGUCUCUUCUUCCACAAGUACCAGGAGCUGAUGGUGUUUGCUCCACCUAUAAUUGAGUUGGUGGGGGUGCAGUAA
Ictalurus furcatus (blue catfish) is the source of this 1342-nucleotide messenger RNA. It is a transcript of the gene fads6, whose product is annotated as fatty acid desaturase 6. Gene Ontology annotation, molecular function: oxidoreductase activity, acting on paired donors, with oxidation of a pair of donors resulting in the reduction of molecular oxygen to two molecules of water. Gene Ontology annotation, cellular component: membrane. The record is from RefSeq and is a predicted model, not a curated record. The transcript has 6 exons. Gene Ontology annotation, biological process: lipid metabolic process. Bases 212 to 1342 code for a protein of 376 amino acids. NCBI's taxonomy places the organism in Eukaryota, Metazoa, Chordata, Actinopteri, Siluriformes, Ictaluridae.